AAGUGAACAAAGGAACCUUGUAUGGUACUAGUAGGUAAAAAGGAAAAACAAUAGAGGCAAAAGAGUUGAAAUCCAAACUUAUUUUCAGUGUGUUUAUAGAGUCCUCCUGCUGGUUAUCCAUUCCUGCAGGCCGAAGCAACUCUUCCAUACAUAUAUAUAGAUAUAUAUAGGGUUUUACUAGCUGGGGUUGGGGGGAAUUCUUGUACAGUGAAGAACACCUGCAUUUGACAGAAAAUGGAGACCUCACUUCGUUAUGGUGGGGAUUCCAAGAGUCUGGUGAUUCAUGCCAAGGAGAUAUUCCCCCUCAACACUUUCACCCAUUUGCAGGGUCAUGCAGAACUAGACACUAAAAUUGGAGCACCAACUUAUCUCAGUGCUAUGAUAAGGCGAUACUUUCCUGAUCAAUAUGCCAGCCUCGCUGUUGGAGUGCAGUAUUAUGGGCGGCGAAAGCUCUGGUAUAAUGUUCGUGGUAAAAAGGCAUUUCCAGUGACAACAGAUGAUUCGGUAAACUUUCAUAUCAAGGGAAAGUACGAUGUGGACGAAAAACUUCUAGAGAAAAAAUCAAGAGUUGCUGCUGAAUUUACUUGGAACAUCAGGGAUGUGAAAGAAGACCAAGACGUGAGGCUCAAAGUUGGAUAUGAAGUCAUUGAAAAGGUCCCUUACUUUCAGAUUAGAGAAGCCAACUGGACUCUCAAUGUCACCAAAAAUGGGAAAUGGAAAGUAAGAUAUGAUUUGUGAUAUUUCUGAUGGACGCGCAAUUUGUUCCAGUUAGAAUGGGUUAUAAUUUCCAGAAAGAAGAAAAACAUCAUCUGUCAUCUGUGUUUCUGCUGCACAUUUGACAUUCUAUCGUUGCGAAAAGGCAUUACCUUCUGUAAGAUCUGCUUUUGAGUAUUGUCUCCAGAGAUAGUGACACAUUGCAAUACAAAAUUGAAACUCAUGAAAAUUACCUUUCAUUUGUGUAAGAAAUUUUGAUCUCCAUGUAUGCUUGUCUGCGUUGCCUCAUUUACUGUGAAGUUAAAGCUAAUAUAUAUGAUUCAGGAGUUGUGUUUCUGCA
Messenger RNA from Solanum dulcamara, 1054 nucleotides. RefSeq names its product outer envelope pore protein 21B, chloroplastic-like. Bases 235 to 738 code for a protein of 167 amino acids. Gene Ontology annotation, molecular function: voltage-gated monoatomic anion channel activity. The record is from RefSeq and is a predicted model, not a curated record. Gene Ontology annotation, biological process: regulation of monoatomic anion transport. The transcript has 5 exons. NCBI's taxonomy places the organism in Eukaryota, Viridiplantae, Streptophyta, Magnoliopsida, Solanales, Solanaceae.